GGGGACUAUACCAAAACCUCUCUCAGAGGCAUACCUCUGAAAAAUACAAGAAAACGAUAAAAUGGAUGACUAUGAAAGGGGCCUGACCCACAAAAAGAAAAAGAAAAAAAAAAAAAAAAAAAAAAAAAAACAUUCCUCUGAAAAGGACAAGACCAAAAAAGACAAAAGACAAAAGAAAAAAGACAAAAGACAAAAGACAAGAGAUGAAUGUGACUUUUUAAUAGCGCAAUGCAGGUAAUCCGAAUAAAUCAGCCAAAUAGCUUCUCCUAACAUCUGUGGGCAUAUACUCAACCCGAUCAAAAGUAAUAGUGUGGGUCGAUCCAAGACUUUGGUCAGCAAGUAAAUGUGCCGUCUCAUUCCCCUGUCUGAAAGUAUGAACAAAAGAUAAUUUUCUUUCCGCUGCCUUCCUCCUGAAAGCUUGAAACCUAGCUUGGUUUCCUGAUUUGGAGUCAGAUUCCGCAUCAUGCAAAAGUAUCUGAAUCGAACAGAGGGCAUCGGUCUCCACCUGGAUUUUACUGAAGCCUUCGUUCAUCACCAUCUCUGAGGCACGCAACAACGCAAUCAUCUCAGCCUCCUUGCUCGAUUUAGCCUGGAUAUGAAAGCACGCAGCCCAUACCAUUUCGCCUGAAGCAUUUCGGAGAAUAGCACCUCCCUUCGCCACACCAGAGGUUAAAGAGAAUUUCCCAUGAAUGCCAGGAUCCCAUUGCAGAACACCAUCCUUGAUUUUAUUGGUUGCAUUGGGUGGUGGAAUAGUUUCUUGAUUAAAUGUUUGUGGGCUCAACAACCUAUAUAAAUAGAAGGGGGUCCAAGCACAAUCCUCAUCCACAACAUCACAAAAAACAUCUUUGUGCUUGGUGAGUCAUUUGAAAAAAAUGGUAGGGAUGUGGUCUAUGAUUAGGCAGCUCGAUCAAACAAAAACAACAUGGGCCAUAAAGGCCCGGGCUACAAGGGUUUACCGAGAACCCGCACAUGAUGGUUUUCCACCUUCUAUGGAAGUCAUAUUCCAUGAUGAAGAGGGUUCUAAGAUUCACAGUCACAUCCCUGAUCAAUUCAUUGCAAAAUUUUUUGGGCUGUUCAGGGAAGGCCGUGUGUAUGCUAUAAAAAAUUUUAUGGUGGAAGAAAAUUUCAUGUUUUUCAAAACCACUACAAGCGCUUAUAGGCUACGCUUCUUCAAAAAGAGUGAGGCAUUUGAAAUCAAGGUUCCGUUUCCCUUGAAGACAUUUUCGUUGGUGUCCUUCGCUGCAUUGCAAGCGCAAGACACUAUCGACGACAGGGCAGCGAUUGAUAUCAUUGGACAAGUCGUUCAUGACAAGGAUCCCAAGACAAUUCUAAAAAACGAUCGGCCUAAAAAAUUGGUUGAGCUAAUCCUUGGAGAUACAGAGGGCAAUGUCAUUGGAUGCACUCUUUGGGGUCCUAUGGUUGAUAUGUUGUUGUCGUACAAACUAACUACGGGCGAACCCAUAGUCAUGUUGCUUCAAUGCUGCCGGGCUAAAAAAUACCAAGGGCAAGUGCAUGUAUCCAACAUGUUUAAUACAACCAAGGUUAUUCUUAACGGUGUGGAGGAUGAGUUCAACGAUUUUAAAACAAAAAUGGCUUCCAGAUGUGGGGAAGGUUUGAGCUUCACAAUUGCAUCUGAUACCUCAAAUGACGCUGACAUUAGUUCGGGUCAGAUUCAGUUGGUAACUAUUGAGCAACUCACUAAGAUGGAAGAGGAUGGAAAGCACUGGAUAUAUGGAGAGAUUGCUGGCAUUGAUAACCACAAAGAGUGGUCUUAUGUUUCGUGCAUUGGUUGUAACCGUAAAGUGACUCCCAAUGGCGACGGGUUUCAAUGCCUCUCUUGCAAUUCCUCAGACGCUGUUUUGAGGUACAAGGUCAACAUUCGAGUGGUCGAUACAACUUCGCACGCGUCCUUUCUGCUGUGGGACAGAGAGGUGUCGUGCUUGAUUGGGCGAUCUGCUACGUCAUUGAAAGAACAAGUAAAUAAGAGGAAUUUUGGACCCAAUUAUUUCCCUUCCGAGAUCAAUGCCUUGAUGGACAUCAAGGCCCUGUUCCGCGUUCAAUACAAACGUGACAGCAGAAAUUUCAAGGGUAAUCAGACCUACAGCGUUCUUAGAAUGAAUACUGACCCUAGAGUUAUCUCACUCUAUGUGACGGAGACCACAUCAACAGAGGAGGAGGAUGAUUUUUCUCUGUUGAAGAGGGAGUUUGGUGGUGGAGAAAGGGUUGUGUCUUCAGAGCAGGUAAAUUCGAACAGUCCAUUACUGGACAAGGAGCAAAGAAGUGCCCUGGAAGUUGAUACCGAGAGGAUCAAGAGGAAUCUGUUUGGGGAAUCAUCGUCAACCGAGGCAACUAAAAACGUGCCGCCAAAAAAGAUGAAGGGAAUCAAGAUCGAGGGAUCUAAAAAGUAAUGCUAUCCUAAGGAUUAGUAAUAAGUUUGGGGUUUGCGUUGGAUAUUAAUAAGUGUUUUGGGGAAGACCUUAAUAAAACCUGCAGGGUGGAGAAUGUUAUCAAGAAAGGAUAUGAUGCGAUACAUGUGGUCAACGUCUCCAAUGUUACCCUUUUUUUGUAUUUUGUUAGCUAUUAACACACUACCUAAAGUGUGAUAUUUAUAGCGCAGAUACCCCCUCCUAUGCUACUGUAUGAUGCAUAUCUAAG
Cuscuta epithymum is the source of this 2655-nucleotide messenger RNA. The record is from the annotation of a GenBank genome assembly. NCBI's taxonomy places the organism in Eukaryota, Viridiplantae, Streptophyta, Magnoliopsida, Solanales, Convolvulaceae.